Xenia sp. Carnegie-2017 is the source of this 468-nucleotide messenger RNA. RefSeq lists its product as uncharacterized. The transcript has 2 exons. The record is from RefSeq and is a predicted model, not a curated record. The coding region runs from base 1 to 468 and encodes 155 amino acids. NCBI's taxonomy places the organism in Eukaryota, Metazoa, Cnidaria, Anthozoa, Malacalcyonacea, Xeniidae.
AUGGAGUAUGACGCGGUGAUGCGAGAACAACUACAGCUAGGAGUUGUUGAGAAAGGGAAUCAUAAAGCGAAGAGAAAGGAAUUCUAUCUGCCACACAAAGCAGUCGUAAUGAAGGACGCUGAAACUUACGAAACUACGAAUUGUCUCUUGAGCGUCAUUGCCCGUAAUCGAUUUCAUGCAGUAGCUAUCGCUGGAGAUCUGAAAAAGGCCUUUCUACAGGUGCGAGUGCGUGAAAGUGAACAAGAUUCCUUACGUUUUCACUGGAUCAAGAACGUCAACAGUAGUGAAAUAGAAGUGCUUCGAUUCAUUCAAGUGGUGUUUGGGCUAACACCAUCGCCUUUCUUUCUCAACAGAGUGCUCCAGGAACACCUUAACAUCUUAGAAAACCGUUAUCCCGAGGUCGUCGAGGAUAUUCGCAAGAGCUUAUACGUGGACAAUUUGAUUUCGGGAGCAUCUGUCACCGAGUAG